This is a messenger RNA of Cucumis melo (muskmelon), 970 nucleotides long. Its product is annotated as dehydration-responsive element-binding protein 3-like. The transcript has a single exon. The record is from RefSeq and is a predicted model, not a curated record. NCBI's taxonomy places the organism in Eukaryota, Viridiplantae, Streptophyta, Magnoliopsida, Cucurbitales, Cucurbitaceae. The coding region runs from base 120 to 725 and encodes 201 amino acids. Gene Ontology annotation, molecular function: DNA binding; DNA-binding transcription factor activity. Gene Ontology annotation, biological process: regulation of DNA-templated transcription.
GAAAUUCCCUACAAAAGCCUUCAACUCUCCUCUGUUUUCUCAUAUCCUCCAUUGUUAUACUUCAACAGUGCUUUCAUAUAAAACAAACUAAAACCCACUCUCUCUCUCUUCACAAAAUCAUGGCAAAACCAAAGAAUUCAAAUCCCCAAAACAAAACCACCCCUCUUCCCACUACUCGGCCGGCCGGCAAAAGACCAAGAGAUUGCAACAAACACCCUGUUUUCCGAGGCGUACGGAAGCGGAGCUGGGGGAAAUGGGUAUCGGAAAUCCGGCAACCCCGUAAGAAUUCCCGAAUUUGGCUCGGCACUUUUCCGACUCCGGAGAUGGCGGCACGUGCUCACGAUGCCGCCGCUUUAUGCAUCAAAGGCGACUCUGCCAUCCUCAAUUACCCUGAACUUGCAGACUUUUUGCCUAGGCCGGCGUCGCUCAUGCCGCAGGAUGUUCAGGCUGCCGCCGCCAAAGCCGCAGCGAUGGUCCAUUUGAAUUCCGCUGCAUUGCCGUCGGAGGAGGAGGAGCUGAGUGAGAUCGUCGAGUUGCCGAAUAUUGAAGACGAUUUUGGUACUGAGUCGUUGAACGAGUUCAAAUUGGUUACUGAGUCAUGGGAAUGGUGGGAGUCCGUGGCAAUGCCGUUGGCGGCGGAAUUCGGUUACGGUUAUUUUUCCGAGCAAACGACGGCGGAGGAAGGUUGUUACCCGAGCAGUUUUUACGGCGUACUAUGGGAUUAAUUUUCUGGGGUAAAAUUCGUGACAUUUCAAGCGGUAAAAAAAAGUUAUUAGUCAGUAAUUAUCGAAGAGUUAUUUAAAAUUUUACUUACAACUUUUGUAAAAAUAUUAUACUUUGUUUGUUUUUUUGCUCUUUCUUUCUUUUAUUUUGUUAGUGAAGAAUAACUUAAUUAAAAUAGUUUGUAAGAUGUAGAAAAUGUAUUGAAAUUAAACACAAUGAUAAUUUUGUUAUUUGAAUCUUCAAUUUC